GUUUUUUCCACAUUCAAAACAGUUUCUUCGGGAGAUUUAAAUUAACCAUAAAUUUCUCCCUUCCCCAUUUUCUUCUCUGAUUUUCUUUUCAUUUUUUUUGGUCGGGAUCUUGCUUCCUAUAUACGCUCGCUCUCAAUCGGAUUCGGGAUUCGUUUUCGGUUUUCUUCUUGGAUCUGGUAUCUCAGGAAACGGCCGGAACCCAAGCUGGAAUUUGAUAUUGAGCUGUUCUGAAAUGGACAAUGGUGAUAUUGAGAGCGGGGAAGAGGAGUUUCAUGGGCAGAGGGGAAGGAAGUACCGACCUGUGGAAGCUCAUGAUCGUGCUGUUCUUGAAAUGUCUUCUAUGGAUCCGGGGGCAUCAUCUUCUUCGUCCUCCGUUCCCCCCAUUUCUCUGAAGAAUGUAAAAGUGGAUUCUCAGACGGGCACUGAAACAGAUGGGAAUUCUCCUACUCGUAUUGAAGUUGAUGGCCCCCAGCGAGAAUCCAAGCUGGAGUUUUUUGGUUUUGAUUCUCUUGUCAAUAUUCUUGGCCUUAAGAGUAUGAUGGGGGAACAAAUUCAAGCACCUACUAGUCCUCGAGAUGGUGAGAACAUUUCUAUCACUCAAGGAUUGCCAAAGACCACUGAAGUCAAAUCGGGUACAUUGAUGGGUGUAUUUAUCCCAUGCUUACAGAACAUAUUGGGAAUCAUUUACUUUAUUCGAUUUACUUGGAUUGUUGGCAUGGCUGGUAUUGGUGAGUCAUUAGUGCUGGUGUCGUUUUGUGGUUUAUGUACGUUCUUGACUUCGAUCUCACUAAGUGCUAUUGCAACUAAUGGUGCAAUGAAGGGUGGGGGACCAUAUUAUCUGAUAGGUCGUGCCCUUGGUCCAGAGGUUGGAGUUAGCAUUGGGCUAUGUUUCUUUCUCGGAAAUGCAGUUGCUGGUGCUCUUUAUGUGUUGGGAGCUGUAGAAACAUUUUUGAAUGCUGUACCAGCUGCAGGGCUAUUCAGAGAGACUGUAACAAAAGUUAAUGGAACAACUGUUGCAGCACCAAUACAAAGUCCAAGUUCACAUGACUUGCAAGUUUAUGGCAUUAUUGUGACGAUUCUUCUGUGCUUCAUUGUAUUUGGUGGUGUGAAAAUGAUUAAUAGGGUUGCUCCUGCUUUCCUUAUUCCAGUCUUGUUCUCAGUGGUUAGCAUAUUUCUUGGAAUUUUUGUGGCAAGAAAAAACAACCCUUCAGAUGGCAUCACAGGAUUGAGUUUGGAAUCUUUUAAAGAAAAUUGGAGUUCAGAUUAUCAGAUGACGAACAGUGCUGGAAUUCCUGAUCCUUUAGGAAAAGUCUAUUGGAAUUUCAAGUAAGGGUUGGAUUUUAUUUUUCCAGCUUUUGCAUAUAUUGAGUUAAAAUUACAUAUUACUUNGCGUUCAAUUCCUAUUGGAACAUUGGCUGCAACUCUGACAACAACUGCAUUAUAUCUGGUCUCUGUGUUGUUGUUUGGAGCACUGGCAACUAGAGAGAAAUUGUUGACAGAUAGGCUUCUUACUGCUACGGUUGCUUGGCCUUUCCCAGCACUUAUUUAUGUUGGAAUUAUUUUAUCAACCCUUGGAGCUGCUCUUCAGAGUCUGACAGGAGCCCCUCGCUUACUAGCAGCCAUAGCCAAUGAUGAUAUAUUGCCUAUUCUAAACUAUUUUAAAGUAGCAGAUGGCAGUGAGCCAUACUUUGCAACCCUCUUUACUGCAUUUCUCUGCAUCGGAUGUGUGAUAAUUGGGAAUCUUGAUCUUAUCACACCAACUGUAACCAUGUUUUUCCUACUUUGUUAUGCUGGUGUGAACUUAUCCUGCUUCCUUUUGGACCUACUAGACGCUCCCAGUUGGCGUCCACGCUGGAGAUUCCAUCAUUGGAGCCUCUCUCUUCUUGGAGCAUCACUUUGUGUAGUGAUAAUGUUCUUGAUCUCGUGGUCAUUCACGAUAGUGUCUCUAGCCCUUGCCAGCCUUCUAUAUUAUUAUGUAUGCCUUAGGGGUAAGGCUGGGGACUGGGGUGAUGGUUUCAAGAGUGCAUAUUUUCAACUUGCUCUUCGCAGUCUUCGUUCACUUGGAGCUAGCCAAGUCCACCCAAAGAAUUGGUAUCCCAUUCCCUUGAUAUUUUGCCGGCCAUGGGGAAAGCUGCCAGAAAAUGUACCCUGUCACCCUAAACUUGCAGAUUUUGCAAACUGCAUGAAGAAAAAAGGCCGUGGAAUGUCCAUAUUUGUCUCCAUUCUAGAUGGAGAUUACCAUGAACGGGUUGAAGAUGCAAAAGCUGCCUGCAAGCAGCUUGCUACAUAUAUUGAUUACAAACGCUGUGAAGGUGUGGCAGAGAUUGUUGUGGCUCCCACAAUGUCUGAAGGUUUCAGGGGGAUCGUUCAGACGAUGGGUCUCGGAAAUCUCAAGCCAAAUAUUGUAGUGAUGCGAUAUCCAGAAAUAUGGCGUCGUGAAAAUCUAAUAGAAAUUCCGACUACUUUUGUUGGAAUAAUUAACGACUGCAUUGAUGCUAACAAAGCAGUUGUCAUUGUUAAGGGUCUGGAUGAAUGGCCUAAUGAAUUUCAGAGGCAGUAUGGAACUAUCGACUUGUACUGGAUUGUGAGAGAUGGUGGUCUUAUGCUUCUCCUCUCUCAGCUUCUCCUUACAAAGGAGACCUUUGAAAGCUGUAAGAUUCAGGUGUUCUGCAUUGCAGAGGAGGAUUCCGACGCGGAGGGCCUCAAAGCUGAUGUCAAAAAGUUUUUAUAUGAUCUUCGGAUGCAAGCUGAGGUGAUCGUUAUAACGAUAAAAUCAUGGGACACGCAAGUGGAGGGCGCGCAACCAGACGAAUCAAUGGAAGCCUUCACUGCUGCUCAAGGGAGGAUUGCUAGUUAUUUAGGUGAAAUGAAGGCAGCAGCUAAGAGCAGAGGUACCACACUCAUGGCUGAUGGGAAGCCUGUCAGUGUGAAUGAGCAGCAGGUUGGGAAGUUUCUAAAUACAACUCUCAAGUUGAACUCGACAAUUCUGAGAUACUCGAGGAUGGCUGCUGUCGUGCUCGUUAGCCUCCCGCCACCUCCUGUCGACCAUCCCGCAUACUUCUAUAUGGAGUACUUGGAUUUGUUGGUUGAGAACGUGCCUCGGCUCUUGAUCGUUAGAGGAUACCGCAGAGACGUUGUAACUUUGUUCACUUAAGUUUCAGUUUCUUGCUUACUUCAGUGUUAAUUCCUUGAUUGCUGUUCAUAUUGACUUCCAUUUUUACCUUUUUUUACCUUUUCUUUUCUUCCAAGUCUUGUAGCAUUUUAGAUUACAAUCAUUCUUUGUACUAUCCAUCACAGGUCUUCUUUUUCAGCUUUGUAUUACCAUAUUAGUCUCAGAAAUUUUGAAAUUAAAUAGCCAUUAUCGAGAUGCAGUUAACCUUUUGUAAGACUUUUAUGCUAUCAGACAUUAGUCAUUGAAUUUGUA
Molecule: messenger RNA, 3424 nt
Organism: Cucurbita pepo subsp. pepo (vegetable marrow)
Lineage: Eukaryota; Viridiplantae; Streptophyta; Magnoliopsida; Cucurbitales; Cucurbitaceae
Source: RefSeq, a predicted model, not a curated record